Messenger RNA from Lycium barbarum (goji berry), 774 nucleotides. RefSeq lists its product as uncharacterized. Gene Ontology annotation, molecular function: nucleic acid binding. Lineage: Eukaryota; Viridiplantae; Streptophyta; Magnoliopsida; Solanales; Solanaceae. The transcript has 3 exons. Bases 1 to 774 code for a protein of 257 amino acids. The record is from RefSeq and is a predicted model, not a curated record.
AUGGAUUCUAUUGGCCCACUUUUUUCAAAGAUGCUCAUGCAUUUGCUAGAAGUUGCGACAGAUGUCAACGAACGGGAAACAUCUCUAAGAGAGGCAGUCCCUCUUCCAACCAAUGAUGCGAAGGUGGUGAAUUUUGUGCGAAAGAAUAUAUUCGCAAGGUUUAGAACCCCACGGGCGAUGAUUAGUGAUGGUGGUACUCACUUCUGCAACAGUUUAUUGAAGAACCUUCUGGAAAAGUAUGGGGUGAAGCAUAAAUCUCUACAGCUUACCACCCACAGACAUGCGGAUAGGUUAGUUUAUGAAAAAGCGUGCCAUCUGUCGGUUGAAUUAGAGCAUAAAGCAUAUUGGGCAAUCAAAAAGCUCUAUCUUGAUAUGAAUCUGGCAGGAGAGAAGAAGUUGCUCCAAUUGUACGAGCUUGAUGAAUUCAGACUGGGGGUGUAUGAGAAUGCAAAGCUAUACAAGAAAAAGACUAAGAGAUGGCACGACAAGCAUAUACAACAUCGUGAGUUCACGCCAGGGCAGCAGGUACUACUCUUUAACUCGAGGCAGAGGUUGUUUCCGGGAAAGCUUAAGUCCCGUUGGUCUGGACCAUUUGUGGUGACUAGAAUCACACCCCAUGGUGCGGUCGAGAUACAAACCAUAGAUGGGGUGUGCAAGUUCUUGGUGAAUGGGCAGCGUCUCAAGAGAUAUUGGGGCGGUAACUUUGACAAGGAGAAGGAGCAAGUGCUCCUUAAUGAUGAGUGGGGAAGGAUCUGCAUCGUGCCGCGACGUUAA